This is a messenger RNA of Volvox carteri f. nagariensis, 2808 nucleotides long. RefSeq lists its product as uncharacterized. The transcript has 27 exons. The coding region runs from base 1 to 2808 and encodes 935 amino acids. Gene Ontology annotation, molecular function: hydrolase activity, acting on acid anhydrides, in phosphorus-containing anhydrides; ATP binding; zinc ion binding. The record is from RefSeq and is a predicted model, not a curated record. NCBI's taxonomy places the organism in Eukaryota, Viridiplantae, Chlorophyta, Chlorophyceae, Chlamydomonadales, Volvocaceae.
AUGGCUCUUUCACACGCCUUCCCGGGGCCCGGCCCAUCACAAGGGCACAUAGUACAAGGCUUUGAUUUAACACAGGAUGACGAUGGUGAGGAGGAUACGAUAGACGCCUUGGAGUUGGUCGGCUCCUUCCGAACCAAAGUUGUUGGCGUCCGUUACUAUAAUGGAGAGGCAAACAAGGACGAGAUGGUCCUACUGGUACGGGAGCCCAACAACCCAUAUGACAGAUGGGCAAUCAGGGUUGACAACGUGCGGGGAGAAAAGAUUGGCCACAUUUCCCGCGAGCAAGCAGCGGUGAUGUCACCCUUAAUCGACCGGGGCCAGCUCCGCAUUGAAGGUCUCGUGCAAGGCGCCAAAGGUGCCUUCACGAUGCCCAUCGACUUAUUUUGUUUCACCUCGCCCGCUGACGGGGAGGCGGUCGCCAAGCGUCUGCGCGGCGGCGGCAUCUUGCUGGUCAGGAGUCAAGGCGGCCGCGGCGGACCGAGCGGUGCCGGACAGGCACAAGGCAGCGCGGCAGGCACAAGGCCCAUGACGCAGUCGGAGCUGGACACGUCCCUGGAGCGUAUGUUCGACGAGGUGCACACCACCGGCGCCCUCCAGCCCGCCAUGGAACCUGACGGGGAGGUGCUGUCGCGUCUGUAUCCUCACCAACGUGUGGCGCUGGCUUGGAUGGUGACCCGCGAGAACGACUGCGGUUUGCCGCCGUUUUGGGAGGAGCAGCGGCCGCGCGGCGGCGGCGGUGUGCGCUAUCUCAACACGCUGACAAACUUCUCGGUUUCGGAGAAGCCACAGCCGCUUCGAGGAGGCAUUCUUGCGGAUGACAUGGGCCUGGGUAUGUGGCUUGGACGGGGCCGGGUAAAUAUUGACGAGACCGACCGAUGCCGACCUGCUGGCAUGCGUGCGAUUUCUGAAAUUUGUGGAAAAACCCUGACCCUGAUUUCGCUCAUCGCGACCAAUCGGCCGGGCGUGCAGCUGCCCCCUUUCCAGAUGAUCAGUCUUGGUGGGGAAGACAACGACGGCAGCAGCGGCGGCGGCGGCGCUGCAGCAGCCACUGCAAUGGCGGUCGCGGCGGCAGCAGUGCCGCCGCCGCUGCAACAGCAGCCAGUGGCGGCGGUUGUGGCAGUAGCAGGGAAGCGGGGCAGGAACCGCAAGGCCCGCGAGGCUGCCGCAGCCGAUGCUGACGAGGACGACAUGCCGCAGCCGAAGCGCCGAAAGAUUCAGGAGCACACCGCGGGGAACCUGAAGGUUUAUCAGUACCACGGUCCCGACCGCUCCCGCUCUCCCAGCUUCCUGGCCAGUCACGACGUGGUGCUGACCACGUACUCCGUGUUGGGAGGGGACCUGGCGGAUGGCCGGGGGCUGCUCAGUGUCAAGUGGCUGCGAGUGGUGCUGGACGAGGCACACGCCGUCAAGAACCCGCGGGCUAAGUGGAGCCAGGCCGCUGCCAAGCUAAAGGCGGAGCGCAAGUGGGCCGUUACCGGCACCCCCAUACAGAACCGCCUGCGCGACCUGCACGGGCUGGUGUGCUACCUGGGCCUGGAGCCGCUGCAGGAGCGCUCCAUCUUCACUCGCGUGUUGGAGCGGCCGCUCAAGGACUGCGACCCACGGGCCGUCAAGAAGCUUCAAGUGUUGAUGCGCACCAUCGCCAUGAGGCGGACCAAGGAUCUGCAGAUUAACGGCAGGCCGCUGGUGGUGCUGCCCCGCAAGACCAUCAACAUCGUCACGGUACACUUGACGAGAGAGGACCGUGUCAAGUACGACGCUCUCGAGCUGCAGGGCCGUCAGGUCAUUGCACACGCGCUGCAGUCCCAGACGUUGUUGGAGAACUACAUGAGCGUGCUGGAGAUCAUCCUGCGCCUGCGCCAGGUGGCGGAUGCGGGCUGCCUGUGCACCCGUGAUCCGCUGCCCCUUACGGAGGCAGCCGCAGCCGCAGCCGCACCAGCAGCAGCCGGGGCCCGGCAGCAGGUUGGCCCAGCCCUGACGGAUGCGGAGCGGCACAGCCUGGUGGAGCUCCUCACCGCGGGCCUGCAGGACGAUUGCCCCAUCUGCAUGGAGUCGUUGAAUCAGACGGCCUGCAUCACCCGCUGCCGCCACAUCUUCUGCAAGGCGUGCAUCGAGAACGUGAUCGCACGCGCUGCCGGCCCCGGCUGCCCCAUGUGUCGAACAAAGAUAACGAUGCUAGAUAUUGUGGAGCUGCCGCCGGAUGCAGCCACGGAGCAGCUGACGCAGGCCGGCAGUGACGUGGCUGACCCGGAGGGUGCCUCCGCCAAGGUGGCGGCGCUCAUGGCGGCACUGCGCUCAGCGGCGGCGCAGCAGCCCAUGUACGGCAGCGGCGGCCCCAUCAAGUCCGUGGUGUUCUCCCAGUUCACAGGCAUGUUGAACCUCGUGGGUCGUGCGCUGGAGGCCGCCGGAAUGCGGUACGUGCGACUGGACGGCUGCACCCCAGCCAAGGCGCGAGCGGACAUGGUCCGGGACUUUGCACGCCGAGAGCCGGACAGCCCCGUUGUGUUUCUGGUGAGCCUCAAGGCCGGCGGUGUUGGAAUGAACCUGACUGCAGCCAGUCACGUGCACCUGCUGGACCCCUGGUGGAAUCCUUCCGUGGAGGAGCAGGCCAUGGAUCGAGUCCAUCGGCUGGGCCAGACCCGUGACGUGGAGGUGUUUCGCUAUGUGGCGGCGGACACCAUCGAGGAGCGCAUGCUGCUGUUGCAGGAACGUAAGCGCGAGCUGGCCAACGCAGCGUUCGAUCGCCGGUCCGCGGAGCAGAACCGCCAGAUGCGGAUCGAUGACGUCAAGCUGCUGAUGGACCUCUGA